Molecule: messenger RNA, 724 nt
Organism: Cercospora beticola
Lineage: Eukaryota; Fungi; Ascomycota; Dothideomycetes; Mycosphaerellales; Mycosphaerellaceae
Source: RefSeq, a predicted model, not a curated record
ACGUGACGGCACGCCGAGCGGCUCUUCCCGAAGUUUGGCGUCCAGUCUCGACCUCACGCAGCGGCGACGUCGAAUACUCACCACCACGCCCGCCCGUCUCGGAUCACUACACACCGGGCUCGCCGCCGUCAUGUCUCUACUCCGCUCGCGCAUGCUCACGACGCCGCGCACACAUCUCCAGAUCAUCCCGAAUCUCGCCGCUCGCGCGCAUACACGACCCCUCUCCUCUACCGCCGUCCGCAGCGCCGGCGACCACGCACACGAAGACCACUAUGAUCCCCCGGGCGGCUGGCUAUUUGGAGUGAAGCCUGGAGAGAAGUACGAGAACGAAGGCUGGGAGAACGUGUGGUUUUACGGAUUCUUUGGCACCAUGGCAUUCGGCGUCAUUGGCUACUGCUACAAGCCCGACACCAGCAUACAAACAUGGGCACUUGAAGAGGCACGAAGACGUUUGGAGGCGGAAGGCAUUUUGGAGGACCCAGACAAGAAGCGAUCAUGAAUGGGAUACGUGUUGGGGACCCUAGGGGCGCCUGGGGCGAGCCCAGUCGAUAGAGAACGCUGCCACGAGUGCGCACAUGGUGUACAUAUUGAGUCGAGCGCAUCGACAGGCAGCAGGUGAUGCACACCGAGACUACGUACUCAAGCCUCAUUACGCUGAUUUUGGUAUGCACCUAACACGAGCUACGGUGAGGUAAAUGGGUGCACGGUUUUUCGCUGAUCCAAC